UCUCUCCAAGUUCACACUUUUCUUCUUUUAGGUCCUUUUACGUUGCAGAAAAAAUAAUAAUCGAAAUCCAACCAACAAACAACUACAACGACAUUCGUCAAUCUUCUCUCUCACUCUGCGGAUUGCGUAAACGCGUGUUCAGUGCUUCAGAGAGAAGGCGAAAGGUGGUUGAGUUACGAUGUUGGAGUCGUGUUACAAGCCGCUGGAACGGUGUUUCGGCGGUGGUGGUGGCGACGGACUUUUAUGGAACAUGGACUUGAAGCCACACGCAUCCGGUGAAUACUCCGUUGCAGUUGUUCAGGCCAAUUCAUUGCUCGAAGACCAAGGUCAAGUGUUAACUUCACCAUCCGCGACUUACAUCGGAGUCUACGAUGGUCACGGUGGUCCCGAAGCCUCUAGAUUCAUCAACACUCACCUCUUCCGUUACCUCGAGAAAUUUGCUGAUGAACGUGGAGGAUUAUCCAAGGAUGUGAUAGCCAAGGCAUUUGAUGCAACCGAAACUGAAUUUUUGCAUUUAGUGAAAGAAUCGUGGCUUGAUAGACCACAAAUUGUCUCAGUAGGUUCAUGCUGUCUUGUUGGUGUGAUCUCAAAUGGUACUCUUUUUGUGGCAAACCUUGGGGACUCCAGGGCUGUGCUUGGCCGGGAAGCUUCCGGUGGUGGCAGGAUGGUUCAUUCUUCAACUGUGGUGGCAGAAAGGCUAUCAACCGACCAUAAUGUUGGGGUUGAAGAGGUCAGAAAAGAGGUCAAAGCCCUUCAUCCUGAUGAUGCACACAUUGUAGUGUACACUCAUGGUGUCUGGAGGAUAAAAGGCAUUAUCCAGGUGUCAAGAUCAAUCGGAGAUGUAUACCUGAAGAAACCAGAGUAUAACAGAAACCCUCUCUUCCAGCAGUAUGCAUCCCCUUUCCCUUUAAAAAGAGCUGUAAUGUCAGCAGAGCCAUCGAUAAUAACUCGAAAGCUAAGGCCACAAGAUCUGUUCUUGAUUUUUGCUUCAGAUGGUUUAUGGGAACAACUCAGUGAUGAAGAUGCGGUUGAAAUUGUUCAUAAGAAUCCCAGAAACGGGAUAGCAAAGAGAUUAAUAAGAGCUGCAAUAGAGGUGGCAGCAAGGAAAAGAGAAAUGAGAUAUGAUGAUAUAAAGAGAAUUGAAAAGGGUGUGAGGCGACAUUUUCAUGAUGAUAUUACAGUGGUGGUGAUUUACCUUGAUGGAGAUGAUAAUUCUCAUCUUUCUCCAUGA
Messenger RNA from Lactuca virosa, 1231 nucleotides. Lineage: Eukaryota; Viridiplantae; Streptophyta; Magnoliopsida; Asterales; Asteraceae. The record is from the annotation of a GenBank genome assembly.